Molecule: messenger RNA, 575 nt
Organism: Eucalyptus grandis
Lineage: Eukaryota; Viridiplantae; Streptophyta; Magnoliopsida; Myrtales; Myrtaceae
Product: 60S ribosomal protein L38
Exons: 3
Coding region: 82-291 (69 amino acids)
Biological process (GO): translation; protein-RNA complex assembly
Cellular component (GO): cytosolic large ribosomal subunit; ribosome
Molecular function (GO): structural constituent of ribosome
Source: RefSeq, a predicted model, not a curated record
UAUAAACUGUGUGGUUUCUCUCUCAUUCAUCACUUUCCUCCUCUGCAACCUCGUCCGAGUGCUCCGGCCGUCAGCGGAACCAUGCCGAAGCAAAUCCACGAGAUCAAGGAUUUUCUCCUCACUGCAAGGCGGAAGGACGCCCGGUCUGUCAAAAUCAAGAGAAGCAAGGAUGUUGUCAAGUUCAAGGUUCGCUGCUCCAAGUACCUCUACACACUUUGUGUGUUUGACUCCGAGAAGGCCGACAAAUUGAAGCAAUCCCUUCCUCCAGGUUUGAGCGUGCAAGACCUUUGAACGUGCACGAGCUUGCAUUUCGUGGGAGAACUCAAGAGAAUACCGAGGAAUCGUGUUUUGAACCGUUUGAUCAUUGUUUGUAGGAUUUUGACUGUUAUAUGGGAUUACCCAGUGUAGUUCUAUUCUAGACUGAGUCAAGUUUUCAGUUUGGCUUUUAUCUGAUCAAUGGAGCCUCCAUUUGUUUUGCUCAGAGUGAAGCUAUGCUUCGAAAUUGAUUUGAGGAUCGUUCGUGGAGGUUGCUCAGAUUAUAUCGAGUGUUGCAUUGCUAUGCUUGCUUUGGAAUC